AUGUUUAUAAGGGUUGAAGACAUGAGACGUUACCAGAACAACGCCCAACCCGCCCCAGCGCGGACAGAGACCAGAAGGACCAACAAAGAGCCCAUUCCACGGGACCAUAACCGUUCCUCAGAACGCAGACCAGCAAAAUUCUCGAACUACGCCCCCCUCAACGCACCCCGGUCCCGCAUACUCGAUGAAGUCCUGCAAGCGGAGCUCCUCCCCCCACCCAGGAAGUAUCAAAACCCGCCUAACGCAGAUUUGAGCAAGUAUUGUCACUACCACCGCAACAAUGGCCACACCACCGACGAAUGCGACACUCUACGAGACAAAAUAGAAGAACUCAUCCGAGUCGGACAUCUAAGGCACUAUAUAAGAGAAGUUGGGGCAGGUCCACCUAGACCCCACUACGACAAGAACGAUAACAGGCGGACCGAGCGACGCAAUGACCAAAGAGUCGAACACAGAGAGCCCAGGAGAGAGCCAGCCAGAGCACAGAACGCGGAACAAAGGGAACCACCGCAGCCGCAACCGCGACGAGCAGAUGACAAACCCCCCUUACGAGGAACGAUCAAUACAAUAUCAGGGGGAUUCGCAGGAGAAGGGAGGUCCUCCUCAUCGAGGAAGAGGCACCUGAGAGCCGUCCAGCAAAUACACGUAGUAUCCAGCCGAACGCAAAGAAGAGUGUCGCUCAUCACUUUCUCAGACUCUGACUUUCAGGGAACCGACCCCAACCAAGACGACCCCAUGGUCAUAACUGUAGAAGUCGAGAACUUCGCGGUAAAGAAGGUUAUCAUUGAUCAAGGGAGCUCUGUGGACAUCUUGUAUUGGAAAACAUUCAACAAGAUGCAAAUACCCCUCGCUGACCUAACCCCUCACAAUGAGCCCAUAUACGGAUUCUCAGGUGAGAGAGUCCCCACCAAAGGGUACAUCGACCUUCACACAACGUUCGGAUAG
Molecule: messenger RNA, 945 nt
Organism: Vigna unguiculata (cowpea)
Lineage: Eukaryota; Viridiplantae; Streptophyta; Magnoliopsida; Fabales; Fabaceae
Source: RefSeq, a predicted model, not a curated record